Molecule: messenger RNA, 1302 nt
Organism: Cylindrotheca closterium
Lineage: Eukaryota; Bacillariophyta; Bacillariophyceae; Bacillariales; Bacillariaceae
Source: the annotation of a GenBank genome assembly
AUGAAAGGACACCUGAACGAGGUGACAAAGAGCAAUGAUGACGAUAGCAACAACCAACGGCAGCGAGAAGAUUGGGAGAGGCGACAAAAUGCUACGAAAGAGAUUUUGGAUACAUUCGUCAAGCGCACUGGCGUAUCCCAGUCCAGUGCGAAACAAGACAAUGGCACCAUGAAUCAUCGGUCACCACUUCGUCGACGACGGUAUUUGUGGACUGAUGCUUUUGCCCUUGCAAAUUUUGUAAGUCUGAGCCACAAUACUGAGAAGAAGGAAAGACAGCCCGAGAAAGCAACAGCAGCUGUCUAUCAGGAACAUGCUCGGAAUCUGAUGGAUGCUGUUCACGAAACCUUGGCCAAGCAUCGUCUGGGCCAUAAGGAACCUCAUAAAGCAGCAACUUGGUUGCCCAAUGCCUCGAACGAACAUCCUACAGCAGGAGGACUCCGAAUUGGAAAGCCAGAAGACGAACGACCACUCAAUAUCCCAUACAAUUCCGAAACGGAAUGGGACAAGGAUGGACAAUACUUUCAUUACCUGACCAAAUGGGCGACUGCCCUGGACAUGGUCACGCGGGGUUGCGGCGACACUAUCUAUACAAAAUGGGCAAUGGAACUCUUGCGAGUGGCCGCAUCCAAAUUUGUCACGCAUCAAUACGGACGGCCACAAAUGUACUGGAAACUCAGUAUUGACAUGUCGCGACCACAAGUUUCUUCCCAGGGAGCCAGGGAUGCACUGGAGGGAUACAUCCUAGCCAAUCGAUUGAUUGCUACCUGUGAACAAUGUCAAAUUUGUACGCCUCUUUUACCGACCAUGUUCCAUCUACAAGGUAUCUUUUAUUCCAUGAUUCAUAUUGUCGAAACAAAUGAUGAUCCAUUGGAAUUGGGUGGCAUGCUCCUAGACAUAUGUCAACUAGACAUGCUGCAGAAGCAAAUGGGGCCUGACGUUCAUCGCAAGGCUUUGUUGAAUGAUAUGAAACAUGCAGUGUUGAGCGGUUUGGAGUCCAUUGCCCAAAGCAAGGAGCUGAAAGGUCCACCAAAUGAACGUACCCCCUUUCGAGAGCUGGGGCUAUCCCUUGGUUUGCGGGUGGUCGAGCAAGUGCUUUUGGAUGAGUCGUUCAGCUCCUUGUUGUCAAUCACAAGCAAAUUGUCAACCUUUGAGGAAAUACUUGUCUUUCUUCCUCUAGCAGAGCAGAUCGAAACAUAUUGGAUGGAUCCUCAGCGCCAAUUGGCCAGUUCAUGGACAGAUCACUUGGAUAUGAAUGAGAUCAUGUUAGCGUCGACCUUGAAUCCAAACUGUUGGUUACAAUGA